Molecule: messenger RNA, 4739 nt
Organism: Micropterus dolomieu (smallmouth bass)
Lineage: Eukaryota; Metazoa; Chordata; Actinopteri; Centrarchiformes; Centrarchidae
Gene: sik1
Product: salt-inducible kinase 1
Exons: 15
Coding region: 299-2707 (802 amino acids)
Biological process (GO): microtubule cytoskeleton organization; intracellular signal transduction; protein phosphorylation
Cellular component (GO): cytoplasm
Molecular function (GO): tau-protein kinase activity; ATP binding; protein serine/threonine kinase activity
Source: RefSeq, a predicted model, not a curated record
AGCAACCCCUCCAUCAGCACCCGCGUCACCAUGAGCCCGAGCCGCGCUGUUGCCCGGCAACCCGUGCCUUGCGCUCGGGCCCGGCCUUGCCUUGCACCCGGCUCGGAGCUCUGACGCGGGUGUGACGUUAAUGAGUUUGUCCACUUUGUUGUGUUGCUGAUUCGUCGCUCUGGUUGUGGAAUGGUUUACGUUUCCUCUGAGAGCUGUCUGAACUGUGAGAGAAAGUGGUUUAUGCCCGUUCUUUAAGGUACUAGCCUUGAACUAUCCCAACACUGUAGCUGCAGACUGGUGGUGCACAAUGGUGAUCAUGACAGAGAACAGUCGGGCGGCUCAGUCCAGCCCUGCCCAGGGAAGGCCCCUGCAGGUCGGCUUCUACGAGAUUAUCCGCACCCUAGGAAAGGGAAACUUUGCAGUGGUCAAACUGGCCAAACAUAAAGUCACCAAAACACAGGUGGCCAUUAAGAUCAUUGACAAGACUAGACUGAACCCCUCCAACCUGGAGAAAAUUUACAGAGAGGUGCAGAUUAUGAAGCUGUUAAACCACCCACAUAUCAUCAAACUCUACCAGGUCAUGGAGACCAAAGACAUGCUGUACAUUGUGACAGAGUAUGCAAAGAAUGGAGAAAUGUUUGACCACCUGACCUCAAAUGGCCGUAUGAGUGAAGAUGAGGCACGAAAGAAAUUUUGGCAGAUUCUUACAGCCGUGGACUACUGCCAUCGACACCACAUCGUCCACCGUGACCUAAAAACCGAGAACCUGUUGCUGGAUGCCAAUAUGAACAUCAAACUGGCUGACUUUGGAUUUGGAAACUUCUACAAUGCAGGGGAGCCUCUGUCUACAUGGUGUGGCAGCCCGCCUUAUGCUGCGCCUGAAGUUUUUGAAGGGAAAGAGUAUGAGGGGCCUCAGUUGGAUAUUUGGAGCCUUGGUGUGGUGCUUUAUGUUCUUGUCUGCGGCUCUCUUCCAUUUGAUGGACCCAGCCUUCCCGCACUCAGACAGAGAGUCACCGAGGGACGAUUCAGAAUCCCUUUCUUCAUGUCCCAAGACUGUGAAAACCUGAUCCGUAAGAUGCUAGUAGUGGACCCAGCCAGGAGAAUUAGCAUGGACCAGAUCAAGCAGCACCGCUGGAUGCUGGCAGACCCAACAGCCGCCCACCAGACCCUUAGCCAUUCCCUGACAGAGUACAACUCAAACCUGGGGGACUACAGUGAACCUGUGCUGGGCAUCAUGAACACACUGGGCAUCGACCGCCAGAGAACUAUUGAGUCUCUGCAGAGCAGCAGCUACAAUCACUUCUCUGCUAUCUACUACCUGCUGCUUGAGAGAGUGAGAGAGCAUCGCGCUCAGCAGCUGAACCGCCAGUGUGGAACUUGGAGCCAGAGACCCAGGAGCACCUCCGACUCCACAGGCCCAGAGGUGAUCAUGGAGUCCACCGACAGCUUUAGAACCACAGCAUUUUCACUUCCAGCCAAAAGCACUCCUCCAGUGUACUCGGAGAAGGAGUAUGAGCAAGGUGGAUUGUUCCAGCGGGUGGUGUUUCCAGUGGAGGCCAGCCUGAACAGACUUCUCUGGAACCGCUCCAUUUCACCCAACAGCCUGCUGGAGACGAGCAUCAGCGAAGAGGUGCGACCCAGGGACCUGGAGGAGGAGGAGGCAACACAAACUCUCGGGCCCCUGCUCCCUCCCACCACCACUUCCCGCAGACACACUCUGGCGGAGGUUUCGGCCCGUUUCCACCAGUGCAACCCUCCAUGUAUUGUGGUCAGUCCCUCAGAUGGUGCCUCUUCUGACAGCUGUCUGAAGUCGUCAUCCAGUCCAGCCCCCCCGCAGGCUGCUAUGGGUGAGAUGUCAACUCUUCUGGCCUCUGGGGCUGAAGGUAGAGCGCUGCUGCCUACUGGAGUUCCCCUGGCUCUCUCUUCCCACCUCCUGCCCCAGGCCCAGGGCAGCCUGCCAGCUGCCAGCUUCCAGGAGGGUCGCAGAGCCUCUGACACCUCCCUCACACAAGGCCUCAAAGCUUUCCGUCAGCAGCUGAGGAAAAACACACGCACUAAAGGGCUUCUGGGAUUAAAUAAGAUCAAGGGUCUGACAAGGCAGGUUGUACCACCAGCCUCCUGUAACCGAGGCAGCCGUGGGUCAUUGGGUCCAGCCCUCUCUGAGCACCGCAUCAUGCUGGAGGAGGUGCUGCACCAACAAAGGAUGCUACAGAUCCAGCACCAGCCCCAGCUUCAGGUCCAAGUGGCUCAGAAAGGACCUACACAGAAUCCCCUGCUCUUUCUGGCCCAGCAACAGUCACCCUCACCUCCGCCUACUACCGUGUUUGCUUCUGCCUCCAUCUUUGACACCCCCACCCCCUCUGCCCUGCCUCCUCAGCAAGCUUCAGUGGCUCUACAGCACGGGCCCUGGCAACAAACCCUCGAGACGGCCUCCUCUGGCUGCUCCUCAUCCUCCUCAUCCUGCUACUCCUCUUCUCUGUCCCCCGUGGCCUCCGCUGCUUACCUUCUUGAGGCUCGUCUGCACAUCAGCCAGCAAACCCACCCUCACCCCCACACCAGCUUCCAACAGCACCCUCAGUCCACAACACAGAGUACCUUCACCAUCACGUCCAAACCAGCAAUGUGGAACAUGGGCUCGGCCUCCAGCACAGAUCCUGACAUGCAGGAGUUGGGUCUGGCUGCGCAGCAGCUCAGUAGCUGCGUGAUGGUGAAGUGAAACAUCAGCCGUCUUGACCAGUGAAUGUUUUCUCUGUGGAAGAAGAAAAGAGAGCAAAAGUGGGGAGACGGAACAAAAAGUAGAUUCAAGCGACACAUUUACACUUUAUUUAAGAACAUGCGGUACACAUGUGAGAAUGUGUCCACACAUGUGUGUAUGUUGUGUAUGCUUUUGUUAACAUAUAAGCUAAAAACUAAGCAAUAACCAAACUCUGGACAAGGUGUUGAACCCGGAACAGACAGCCAGAGAAGCAAUAAUGAAAGACUCUCGUCCAGCUUCCUGAUGGACUGAAUAAAAUGAGAGCUGACGUUAGCCGAUACAGUUAUGUCUCACAUGUUUUGAUGCUGUCUAAGUUAAAGAUAUGAUUUUUUAAUACAGGAAGGCUCCUUCUUCCUCAUUCUUUUUUUGUGUCAUUUCCUGUUCUUGAUGUUUUUCACUUGACCGGACAGAAGACCAAAAUCUUUCUUUUUUUUCUCCAUAUUUCCCACUUUGUUCGCCUUUCUAAAGAGACAUUUCUCUGUAGCAGUGCAAUGAACAUGCAGUAUAGUGCCCUAAGCUUACAACGUUCACUGAAGGAGUUGAUUUUGAUUAGUAUUGAAACUGUGAUAUUUUUCCCCUCUGUGCUACGCAAAUGCUGCUUUUACCUCAAGCUGCAAAAAGACUGCUAUGUCCUCAUCAGCCAAAACUGAAGGAAAGAUAGUGUCUUGCUGAUUGAGUUAAGCACAACAGGUACAUCGGUCAGCUUGGUAGCACCUUACAUAUGUGGAUACAUCUUUCUGUAUUCCGUUUGUUUGAUAAGCACCUUCCUGUUAGAUGCUUUUACUACCUCCUUGGCAAGAAUUUGGAAACAGACAAACAUAAAUCCCAGAAUAUCAGAGGAAUGACGAUUUUCAUAUGGACAGAACAAAGCUCAUGGGAACAGUGCAAUAUUUCACAUUGAAAUACAAAGAUGAGGCUCUACAUAGGAUGAUCAAAAUGUACAUGCAGAUUUGCCUGAGGUUAUUGUUGUUAUUACCUUUAAUAUGUUUGUUUGCCGUGCUCGCUAGCUGAACAGGUACUAGUUUUGUAACAUAAUAACAGGAUACUGUAGAAAUUAGAGACUGAAGGCAUUUCAAAAUGCUGUUUCUUCACGCAGCAUGCUUGUCGUUCUUUAACUGAAAGGAAGAAUUUGGGUUUUACCAAAGAGUGAACAGCACAAGACAUGGUGAUCUACUAAAGACACACUACUGACUUUUCACCUUGAAUGCUGUUUGAAAUUGUAGCACAGUGGUUAGCUAACAUUUUCACAUGAUCUCCUUAGCUUUUGCUGUGACAAAACACCCGCUGCCACCAAAUCCUAAUGCUACAUGUUGUUAAUAUCUCUAUCUGCUAUCAGGACCAUGGUGGUAUUAAUUUUUGUACUUUUCUAGAAAAGAUGAAGGAAAAAGGAGAACAAAAAAAUCUGAACAUAGCAAUACCAUGUUGUGCUGGAUGUUGAUGUUGUCCACAUGUGACUAGAAAUAGGUAGAACUUACCUGCAACAAGCUGAUUUUUUUGUGCGGUCAGUUCAGAUGACAUUAGAAAACUGUAAGAGAUGUGUAAUAUUGUAAUCUUAGUUCGUUCACAUCUGUGAAACAUCUUGUAGAAGAGCAGUGUUUUUCCAAACCCAGUCCUACGUUGGAAACAUGCAGUGUUGAUAUUUCUAUCCAACUAUUUUUGGCUGAUUGCACUCACUACCAACACUUGUGCCUUUAUGUGAACAAACCCACGAUCAGAGGUCUCCAUGUCUGAUCACUACACUGAAGAAAGAAAGAAGAAUGGCUCUGUUACUGGCCAUUCAGUCAGAAGCCCCUUUUGAUAUCUUCUCAGACCUCUCGCUCUUACCUGAAUUUGACCUUUGAACUUGUGUGAACAGGAGCAAGAAUUGCACUUUAUUCAUAUUUCUUAUUGCUGAUUUUUUGGAUGGAAAACCUUCACAAAAUCAAUACACUAAGAACCCUGAUGCAAAUCUGUAAAAUGACCAUUUUUGAUAAACUUUGGAUAAUGAUAAGUA